Molecule: messenger RNA, 1356 nt
Organism: Pestalotiopsis fici W106-1
Lineage: Eukaryota; Fungi; Ascomycota; Sordariomycetes; Amphisphaeriales; Sporocadaceae
Exons: 2
Coding region: 1-1356 (451 amino acids)
Biological process (GO): regulation of DNA-templated transcription
Molecular function (GO): DNA-binding transcription factor activity
Source: RefSeq, a predicted model, not a curated record
AUGCCUCUUCCUUCCCAGGUCGAUCUGAACUUUUUUGAAGCUAUUCCCAGCUCUCACGACAGUUCUCUCACCACCGUCACCAUUCCCCCUCAAGACUUUUCAGUCUUCACCACGGAUUCCCCAACGUCAACAUGGCCUCCCUCCAGUGCUCCGAGCCAGCCGGCAUCAUCCGCGCAACAGAACUUCCUGCACCCGCCUCAACAGGACUUUGUCUUGUUCGAUCAACCCGAAAGAACGAACGCUAAUAGCGCUGUCCCCGCUUCUGCAAACUCCGCAGUUACAUCUUCAUUUGGAUCUUUGAAUAGCAACAACCGACGUCACUCGUCUACUCAGAACAUCGGUUCUCCAGCUCUCCAGAAUCAACGAGUGGCUCAAAUCAUCCAAGCGACAGGGCACAAAACUAAUACUUCGGCCUUCUCAAACCGGUUCAACUCUCCCGCGCAAAACCAGCAACAGAGUCAGCAACAGUUUUUCGCAUCGUUAUCUGCCCCGCCUACCACUGUCGCUCUGAAUUCUCCACAGCAGAACAGACCUACCCGUCCGCCUGUCCCAUUGUUUACUCAGAGUAACAACAUCUCGGGCAAGAUGGAUCUUCAAGGUAAUUCACUUUCCGCGCUCGCUUCUCGCGACUCUAGCUCACAUCACCCAGACGCUCUGAGCAACUUUGAGGAUUACGCCGCCCUCGAGGCUGGCGCCUCCGGCUCUUCGGGCUUCUCUUCCCCCGCUGUCACCUACAGCGACAUGCACUCUGCUGCGAGCUCCACCACAAACAUUGGCACAGUCUCCCCUCAGGACCUGCAGAUCCGGGAGACCUUUUCUGCGCCAAACUCUGCUGCUUUCACCAACUUGACCUCGCCUUCCCUCUACGAAGAGUCUCCUGAAUUCAAUGACUUCGAUGUGUCUCCGCACUUUGGGAACGCCGACUUCGUCUCGGAUCUCAGCGAUCCUUGGUUCCCACUGUUCCCGGAAGCCACAACGAUCAAGGACCAGCAGAUUCAGGUGCCCGCCAUCCUCGACAACUCCCCAACGUUGUCGGAGGAUUUGGAUGUGGUCGAACCGACUUCCCAGCCUGAACCCCGCCGGAAGUCUUCAAACUCUCCGUCCGCCAGCCACGGUCGUCACUCUUCUGUUUCCGGCGUCAACGCUCGUCGACGUGACAAGCCCUUGCCUCCAAUCAUUGUUGAUGACCCUGCCGACACCACUGCCAUGAAGCGAGCCCGCAACACGCUUGCUGCUCGGAAGUCACGUGAACGCAAGGCUCAACGGUUGGACGACCUCGAGGCUCAAAUCAAGAAGCUCGAGGCUGAGCGUGACCACUGGAAGCGAGUCGCCUUGGGCCGGUCUGGCAGCUCAUGA